AUGUUUCAUCUCAUAUUUCUAAUAUGCAUAAAAUUGAUAAUAGCAGUCACAAAUAAUACUGAUGAUGAUGAUUUUGAUAGACCAGUGCUAGCUCUUGCAAGCGAUACAUCAAUACAUUUAGCUCAAAUAAUUGAACUGAAUCAUGAUUUUGAUGAAAUAAAACGAAUUUAUCAACAGAAUAAGUCGAUUUAUAAAUUCAACAGUUUAACAUCAAAUAUUGAAACAGAAUCAAUAUAUGUGUGUACUCAAACAACAAUUUACAUUUUAAACUAUGAUCAACAAUCUAAAUGGUUACUAACUCCACUUAUACCUGUUGAUGAUACACCAUGUUUAAGUAGUUUGUACUAUGCUCAAACAUCUUGGAACACACUAAUAUGGUCCUAUCGACAUGCUGUUAUAGAAUAUCAGUUGAGUGAAUUAGUAAAACAUCGACUAUGGAAUACAACCUAUUUUAUUAAUUAUUUCAUCUAUAAUGAAACAGAAGACGGUUCUAUUUAUUUGAGCGUUAGUGCAGCCGCAACAGAAAAAACAUCUUAUAUAAUUCGAUGUAAAUAUACAUUUUCAUUAUGGUUAUCGUCUUGUAUCAUAAUGGAUAGUGGUUACUCUGAUAUAUGUUCAAUGUUUAUAAGUGACAGUCAAUUGUAUUUAGCAGAUAGAAUUCAAAAACAAAUUUAUCAAUUAACAAUUAUAAAUGGCAUUGUGAAACGAAAACAUACGUUAUCAUUAAAUUCAUCACAAGUAGCUGAUAUACAUUCGUUAAUUGCUUACAAACACUAUGUUAUUUGGUUAACAUUAAGUGGUCAUGUACGAUUAUACUCAUUUAAAACGAAUUUGACAAGAACAUUGUUUUGGAUCAAUGAAGAUCUUUAUACAUUACAAUUGAUACCGUUUGGUAGUUGGAAUCAAACCUCAACAACUACAAUACAUUCAUCUUCCACCACGAUGCUCACUCAUACUUCGAUAAAAACGACGAUGACAUCAUCAAGAAAUAUUUUGCUUAAUACAAAUCCAUGGAAAACAACAUCGUAUAUAACAACAAUAUUGAUGAGUGUGGCCCUCUUUCUUUGUGCAUCAAUGAUUACAUACAUGAUGAUAACAUAUAAAUACAGUCAACGUAUACCAAGUUUUACAAAUAUACUACACGUACUAAGACGUCGAAGAGAAAAUGAACGAAAUAAUCUAUUUACGGUAUCCAUGAAUGAAUCGACUACGUAA
Messenger RNA from Didymodactylos carnosus, 1215 nucleotides. NCBI's taxonomy places the organism in Eukaryota, Metazoa, Rotifera, Eurotatoria, Philodinida, Philodinidae. The record is from the annotation of a GenBank genome assembly.